Molecule: messenger RNA, 2610 nt
Organism: Pogona vitticeps (central bearded dragon)
Lineage: Eukaryota; Metazoa; Chordata; Lepidosauria; Squamata; Agamidae
Source: RefSeq, a predicted model, not a curated record
AUGACCACUGGGCCGCACAGCCGAGCGACUGCGCCGGGCUGGCGGAGGGGACUCUGUGACCCAGCGCCGGGCUCGGGCGGAGGCCUCGGCAGCGAGGGCGCACCGGGAGCAGCGCCAGCCUGGCUUCCUUUGCCGGAGACUACCGGUGACGGAGCUGCCUCCCGCGGAGACCCGCGUGGGUGGCAGCGGCGGGAUCGCUUCGCGCGCCCAGCCCCGCGCCGAGCUUGUAAAGUAGUGGCUUCAGACGUGGAGAUCCAACGAAAGAUCUUCACCCGGAGCUCCCAAUCCAGUACAGAGCGGACUCCGUGCCAAGCCCGGCUGCCCGCCUUCGGAAGGGCAGCGCCUGGGCGGCUCCUCGGGCGGCAGGGGCAGCGGGCCGGCGCCUUGAGGGGCUCCCCCCUUCCUCGCCUACGGGGUUAUUGGGAGCUUCUUGGCCCACGAGACUCCCCCCGCCACGGGGCGCCCCCGCCGCUGAGCUUGAACCUGUGCACCUUUCAUAUCUGCCACGAGGCCUCCGUCGGCCGCGAUCCCCAGAUCUUCCUGAUCGUAGCCCCAGAGUCCCAAGGGGUCAUUAGCGGAGCCGUGUUUCUGAUCAUCCUCUUCUGCUUCAUCCCGGUGCCCUUUCUGAGCUGCUUUGUGGAGGAGCAGUGCAAAGCAUUCCCUCACCAUGAGUUCGUGGCCCUCAUUGGUGCCCUCCUCGCCAUCUGCUGCAUGAUCUUCCUGGGGUUCGCAGAUGAUGUUCUCAAUUUGCGCUGGCGCCACAAGCUGCUCCUGCCAACCAUGGCCUCUUUGCCCCUGCUCAUGGUCUACUUCACCAACUUUGGGAACACCACGAUCGUGGUGCCCAAGCCCUUCCGGAUGUUCCUGGGCUUGCACAUGAACCUGGGCAUCCUGUACUACGUUUACAUGGGCAUGCUGGCCGUAUUCUGCACCAAUGCAAUUAACAUUCUUGCUGGGAUUAACGGUUUAGAGGCUGGGCAGUCGCUAGUGAUCGCAGCCUCCAUCAUCACGUUCAACAUGAUAGAGCUCAAUGGGGAUUGUCGAGAUGACCACAUCUUCUCCCUCUACUUCAUGAUUCCCUUUUUCUUUACCACACUGGGGCUGUUCUACCACAACCGGUACCCCUCUCGCGCAUUUGUCGGUGACACAUUUUGCUAUUUCGCUGGCAUGACCUUUGCUGUGGUGGGGAUCCUCGGGCAUUUCAGCAAAACAAUGCUGCUCUUCUUUAUCCCGCAAGUGGUCAACUUCAUCUACUCGUUGCCACAGCUCUUCCACAUCAUUCCGUGUCCACGCCAUCGGCUUCCCAGAUUCAAUCCUGACACAGGGAAGCUUGAGAUGAGUUAUUCCCGAUUCAAGUCCAAGAGCCUCUCUCCCCUGGGAACGUCCAUCCUCCAGGUAUCUGAGAAAUUCCACCUGGUUGAGGUGCAUCGCGGAACGGACAAAGAUGGAGAAUACACAGAAUGCAACAACAUGACUCUCAUUAACUUGGUGAUCAAGAUCCUAGGACCGACCCAUGAAAGAACCCUGACUUCCCUGCUGCUGCUGUUACAGGUUGUGGGGAGCAUCAUGGCCUUUUCCAUCCGGUACCAGCUUGUCCGGCUGUUCUAUGAUGUCUGAGUCGUGCUUUGAGUCUCCUUCCUUGAAAACGACCUUCUUGUUGCGAGGGGGAGUUACAUGCUGGCCGAAGGUGGCCUGCUGCUUUUGCUCCGAAUUACAGGAGCUGCACUAUUGUAUGUUGCCGUCUUGCCUCUACUGACAGAAGGGGAAAUGUCAUGGUGGUGAUGAGAUUAACUUUGAUUUUUUUCUCCCCUGGCCAAUUAUGGGGAAGACCAAACAGACCAGAAGCACAUCUAAGAAGAAUGGCACUUCACCUGUUGAAAAAAGUCUUGCUUUCUCAAUCUUCCGGCCUUUAAGUCUUCUGCUAGCAAAGAAAACCCUAAUGUAUGCUCUCCUGCAUGGAUGUCGCUCCUGUGCUUUGACAGCCACUUGUCUGACCAGGUAACCCCUGUUGUAACUGCUUUAUGGGAGAGCGUCUCUAGCAGAAUCAAACCAGGUGGAUCAAAGUCUCAGGGCACUUUUGGGAAGAGCCAGUGUAGGGUGGGGGGAGGGGGGGCCUCUGCUUUGUUCCUGUGCUGUUCUGUCUCUUGAAAGGACCGUUCCAGUGAGUGCAAUUGUUGGGUCUCAAGACUGACUGGACAAUGCUGAAACUGUGACCCAGAGGAAGGCCUGCUAACUGGAGCGCUUGAAUCUGCUUAAGGUCAUGCUGUGGACCUCAGGAGUGCUGUACUACUGCUCAGUUCCUUCCCGUUCAACCCCCCAUGAAUGUUAUUGUGUGGUUCCCUUUCUGUGCCGGAACCCCUCUCUGAAGGCACACUGGCAGGUUGUCAGAGCUGUUGGGGUGGCAAAGAGGAGGCCCAGCGGUCUGUGCACUUUUGCAAAUGGAAAGGGUGAGGUGGGGCAGGAAGAGGCCAGGGAGCCGUCCCCCCCCCGGGGGACUGGUGUUUUGCAGCAGCUGUCAGCUAAAAAAAGAAAGGGAAAGGGACACCCCGGUGUUCUUAAGUCUUGAGAAUAAGAUGAAUUACUGUAUAAUAAAGCCAUGAGUACCCGGAA